Molecule: messenger RNA, 2186 nt
Organism: Pollicipes pollicipes
Lineage: Eukaryota; Metazoa; Arthropoda; Thecostraca; Pollicipedomorpha; Pollicipedidae
Product: cystathionine beta-synthase
Exons: 14
Coding region: 108-1766 (552 amino acids)
Cellular component (GO): cytoplasm
Molecular function (GO): cystathionine beta-synthase activity
Source: RefSeq, a predicted model, not a curated record
AUACGCCUGCUUGCACGCGAGACCGUACGCACGCGUGUGCGUAACGCGAGUCACGGGGAGAAGCAGUUGGAGUCCGGUCGUGGGAUUCUGAGCAGCUAUUACACGCGAUGCCGCCGAUGCCGCCGUCGCCGGUGCCGACGGUGCCGCCGACCGCAGCCGAUGUGUGCCCCGCCCGGCGGCGCACCCUCUCCAGCUCGUCCCACUCGCUGGACCCGGCCCAGUUUGUGCGGCCCGACCUGCCGGCCAAGUGCAGCUGGAAGGCCGGUGCGCCGGCCGAGCAGAGCCCGCACACGCGCCGCUCGGUGCGAGAGGAGUACCAGAUCAUGCCCAACAUUCUGCAUCAGAUUGGCCGCACGCCUAUGGUCCGCCUCAACAGGAUUCCACAGAGCUUAGGCAUCAAGUGUGAAGUGUUGGUCAAGUGCGAGUACUUCAACGCGGGCGGCAGCGUCAAGGACCGGAUCGCGCUGCGCAUGGUGGAGGACGCCGAGAAGCAGGGUCUGCUGAAGCCCGGCUCCACGCUGAUCGAGCCCACGUCGGGCAACACGGGUAUCGGCCUGGCGCUGGCCGCCGCCGUCAAGGGCUACCGCGCCAUCAUCGUCAUGCCGGAGAAGAUGUCCAACGAGAAGGUGGCCACGCUGCGCGCGCUGGGCGCCGAGAUCGUGCGCACGCCCACCUCGGCGUCGUGGGACUCGCCCGAGAGUCAUAUCUCGGUGGCGCAGCGGCUGCAGAGGGAGAUCACGGACGCCGUGAUCCUGGACCAGUACCGUAACCCGGGCAACCCGCUGGCGCACUACGACACCACCGGCGAGGAGAUCCUGCAGCAGUGCCAGGGCCGCGUCGACAUGGUUGUGCUCGGCGCCGGUACGGGCGGCACGGCCACCGGCGUGGGGCGCAAACUGCGCGACGCCGGCUCCGACUGCGUGGUGGUCGGCGUCGACCCGUACGGCUCGAUCCUGGCGCACGAGCCGCAUGAGACGGUCGACGGGCAGUUCUACGAGGUGGAGGGCAUCGGCUACGACUUCUACCCCACAGUGCUCGACAAGUCUGUGGUGAGCCGGUGGAUCAAGUGCGGCGACCGCGACUCGCUGCUGAUGUGCCGCCGACUGAUCCGCGAGGAGGGCCUGCUGUGCGGCGGCAGCAGCGGCUCGGCGGUCUGGGCCGCCUGCCAGGCGCGGCCGAGGCCCGCUGUCGUCGUCGUGCUGCCGGACAGCGUGCGCAACUACAUGACCAAGUUCCUGGACGACGAUUGGAUGGAGCAGCGCCAGUUCAUCGACGGCACGCUCAAGACCGACAAGGACUCGUGGUGGUGGAACCAGAAGGUGUCGCUGCUGGACGUGGCCACGCCGCUGACGGUGCUGCCGAGCGUCUCCUGCCAGGACGCCAUCGACAUCAUGAACCGCGAGGGCUUCGACCAGCUGCCCGUGGUCGACCAGCAGGGGGACGUACGCGGCAUGGGCCUGGCGUCUGAGGCCAUUCGUAGCGAGAUGCGCGUUGGACGAGAGCAUGAACUACAUAAAUGUGCACGAUCUACAUUGCAGGUGCUCUACAGUCAGUUCCACAAGGUGCCGCUGGACAAAACGUUGGGCACCCUCUCCAGGAUUCUAGAGAAGGACCACUUCGCGCUCAUCGUGCAUGACCAGAAGCUGUACGUCGACAAGAGUCAGGUGGAGACGAAGCAGGUCAUCAUCGGCAUCGUGACGCAGAUAGACCUGCUGUCGUACAUUAUGGCCGGCGAGGAAGGUCGUGCAGCGACGGGGGACCAGUGAGGCGGCGGCGGCGGCGGCCUGUCUGGGCUCCUGAUCUCGGGGCACAGGGGCCGGCGGCGACGGGGGACCAGUGAGGCGGCGACGGCGGCGACGAGAUGUCUGGGGUCCUGAGCCCGGGGGACAGGGGCCGGCGGCGACGGGGGACCAGUGAGGCGGCGGCGGCGGCGACGGCCUGUCUGGGCUCCUGACCCCGGGGCACAUGGGCCGGUGGCGACAGGGGACCAGCGGAUUCCUUACCCCGGGCACAGGGGCUGGCAGCGACGGAGGACCAGUGAGGCGGCGGCGGCGGCGGCGGCAUGUCUGGGCUCCUGAUCCAGGGCACAGGGGCCGGCGGCGAUGGGGAACUGGUGAGGCGGCAGCGGCCUGUCUCGGCUUCUGACUCGUGGCAGAGGGGCUGGCAGCGCUCCCCGAUCGCCCAUG